Messenger RNA from Entrophospora candida, 540 nucleotides. The record is from the annotation of a GenBank genome assembly. NCBI's taxonomy places the organism in Eukaryota, Fungi, Glomeromycota, Glomeromycetes, Entrophosporales, Entrophosporaceae.
AUGCUUGUUAAUGAUAUUGGAGACCGUGAUGGUGCAUUAGAAGCACCGGAUGAAGCUCUUAAUGAUAAAUAUUUAGACAAAGUUAGUCUUCUAACCGUAUCGUUCGUGCAUUCCAUGUUGCAGAGCUGGAAUUUUAAAUACUAUCAAGAAGUUCAACGGAAUGAAGAUUUAUCAGUCCCUAGUACUGGCAGCAUUUUAAGGGUUUGUUGGGUUCUCAAAUCAUACGUUUUUGAUUCUGACCAACAUGUUAACUUGGAGGAGAAACUAACAUCUAAAGAUGAAAAAUACCUUCAACUCGAUAAAAAUAAAGCUACAAUAUGGACUAGUAUAAAGUCCAAGCAGUGUGAAAAUGUUAAUGUGCAAUUGGCAGAGCAUCCUUAUGCAGGAUUUGUACAUGGGAACAUGUAUGCAUGUAAUAUUUUAGGAUUAGACCACAAUGGAGUUCACACCAAGAUAGUUGCAUUGACUGGGCAGUCAAAUACCACUACGAAUGCUACAACAUUAACAACACCAUCUUCUUCUUCUAGUAGUGAGUAUUAA